ACAGCCUGAAGACCAACAUCCAAUACGCGACCCUGAAGACCUUGUCGCUGGUUUCCAUCAGCGUGAUGUCUCCCCAGCAGUCCAUUAAAGACCUGUUCCGUACUGCGGACUGUGUGUGCUUCGAUGUCGACUCCACAGUCAUCAAAGACGAGGGCAUUGACGAGCUGGCCAAGUUCUGCGGAAAGGGAGAUGAAGUCAAGAGAUUGACGGCGGAAGCCAUGGGUGGUGGUAUGACCUUCCAAGAGGCUCUGAAGAAGAGGUUGGACAUCAUCAGACCCAGCGUCUCACAGAUCAGAGAGUUCAUAGAGACCUUCCCCAUUCAUCUCACACCUGGAGUAGCGGAUCUAGUGAAAGAGCUGCAUGAGCGAGGAGUACAGGUGUACCUGGUCUCCGGCGGGUUCCGGAGUCUCAUCGAGCCAGUAGCUGAACUGCUCGGCAUUCCUCUCACCAACAUCUUCGCUAAUAGACUUAAAUUCUAUUUUAAUGGUGAAUACGCGGGUUUCGAUGAAAACGAACCUACCUCUCGGUCUGGUGGCAAGGGCCUGGUGGUCAGACGACUGAAGGAGCAGUAUGGCUACCAGAGGCUCUUCAUGAUUGGAGAUGGAGCCACCGACGCUGAGGCCAGCCCGCCCGCUGAUGGAUUCAUUGGUUUCGGAGGCAACGUAGUUCGUGAGGAGGUUAAGAAGCGAGCUCUAUGGUACGUCACCGACUUCCAAGAGCUCAUCACCACCCUCACUCUGCAGACCAAGUGAACCAACAAGUCUUAG
Molecule: messenger RNA, 767 nt
Organism: Spodoptera littoralis (African cotton leafworm)
Lineage: Eukaryota; Metazoa; Arthropoda; Insecta; Lepidoptera; Noctuidae
Source: the annotation of a GenBank genome assembly